AUGUAUCACUAUGACCAAAGUCGGAACUCGCGGGUGAAAUGUGAUGCCAGUCAUAGUGGUCUGGCUGCUGCAUUAGAAAGGGAGAUAGAAAAGGAUGUUUGGGUGCCAAUUGCUUUUGCGUCACGCUUUCUAAACGAUCAGGAGAAGAAAUACAGUACCAAUGAAUUAGAACUUCUAGCGAUCACUGCAAUGAAUCCCAACACAAGUACCAACAACACAAAUGACAGUUUCGAGCAGUUGUUAAACCAGUAUCUGCCAGUCACUCAACAUUGGUUCUCCUCAGAUAGAGCCAGGCCAUGGUUUCGCGCGGUGGCUGUUCGACCUAGAAGAUCAGCAACAGUUCAACGAGGAAUGGAGCUGAGGAAUCAAUACGCCCGUAUUCUAGCGAAUUUCAGGUCCAAACGGGGCAGGACACCCGUUAUAUCGAAACAACAAUCUCAGUCAGUCAACAGUCUCGAAAUCUUAAAGUCACCAGUGGUCGCUAAGGACCAGAAAUCGUUAACCGGACUGGUGGGAAUUCUGGAUUCAGAUGUAUUGUCGGAACUCACGGACGAAGAUGCCAGUUUAAGCCUCAUGAAACGAGCAAUAGUCAACCGGGAUUACGAAGGAUUUUGCCGCCAGGGUCUGCAAGAUGUCAAAGAAACGGUUCUAAGGGAGGCACAACAAACAAUAGAGCAAGAGGUCAGAAAGUGCAGACUAAAAGCAGCUUCAGAAGACGAGCUUCUUGAGGGAUACAACAGAAGAGAUAAUGUGAGGAUCAUUGGAAAUCAGGAAGAACGAGGUACAAAUGAAAACGGGAGAAGAAUAUUCGAAGACUAUUUCCAAAGCAUUGACAAAGUAUUGAGCGUCGCCAAAGAAGCUGGCGCUGAGAUUGAGAAGAGCGAUAUUUCUAUUGCUCACAGAUUACCUGGAAGAAAUGCAAACUCCCGGCCAAUGAUAGUGCGCUUCUCCAGACGGAUUGCCAAGGUGGAACUGCUGCGCAAGAAGAAAAACCUGAACCAGUCGCAGACUAUGCACUCCCUCAUGUCCAGAAACGUGAGCGAGUUCGGCUGCUCAGUGCACGACUGUCUCGGUUUCAACAAGUUCGUGGUGAGGUGCUUGUACGACAAGAAGCUCGAGGAUGGUCACGUGGUGUUCAAAAACACCACAUUUCUCCAGCUGUGUGCAAACGGAUAUCCCAUCUCAUCCUGUGACCAAGAACUGGAAAAGAAAUGUAACCAAAGGGGGAAUGUGUCAUCUGUAUCAACCACUAUAUCAAGUGGUUCAACAACAGCUGUAGGCUCGUUAUUCGUACAGACCGGCAGCAGCAGUGGUCCAACAUCUACAGGGGGCUCAUCAUCUGUAUCAAAAGGCCGCAGCAGUGGUCCUACAACUCCCGGAGGCUCCUCAUCCGGAUCAAAAGGCAGCAGUAGUGGCCCUACAGCUACUGGAGGCUCCUCAACCGCAUCAAAAGGCAGCAGCAGUGGCCCUACAUCUACUGGAGGCUCCUCAUCCGCAUCAAAAGGCAGCAGCAGUGGCCCUACAUCUACUGGAGGCUCCUCAUCCGCUUCAAAAGGCAGCAGCAGUGGCCCUACAUCUAUUGUGGGCUCCUCACCCGCAUCAAAAGGCAGCAGCAGUGGCCCUACAUCUACUGGAGGCUCCUCACCCGCAUCAAAAGGCAACAGCGGUGGCCCUACAUCUACUGGAGGCUCCUCAUCCGCAUCAAAAGGCAGCAGCAGUGGCCCUACAUCUACUGGAGGCUCCUCACCCGCAUCAAAAGGCAGCAGCAGUGGUCCUACAACUACUGGAGGCUCCUCAUCCGCAUCAAAAGGCAGCAGCAGUGGCCCUACAUCUACUGGAGGCUCCUCAUCCGCAUCAAAAGGCAGCUGCAGUGGCCCUACAUAUACUGGAGGCUCCUCACCCGCAUCAAAAGGCAGCAGCAGUGGCCCUACAUCUACUGGAGGCUCCUCAUCUGCAUCAAAAGGCAGCAGCAGUGGCCUUACAUCUACUGGAGGCUCCUCGUCCGCAUCAAAAGGCAGCAGCAGUGGCCCUACAUCUACUGAAGGCUCCUCAACCGCAUCAAAAGGCAGCAACAGUGGCCCUACAUCCACUGGAGGCUCCUCAUCCUCAUCAAAAGGCAGCAGCAGUGGCCCUACAUCUACUGGAGGCUCCUCACCCGCAUCAAAAGGCAGCAGCAGUGGCCCUACAUCUACUGGAGGCUCCUCAUCCCCAUCAAAAGGCAGCAGCAGUGGCCCUACAUCUACUGGAGGCUCCUCACCCGCAUCAAAAGGCAACAGCGGUGGCCCUACAUCUACUGGAGGCUCCUCAUCCGCAUCAAAAGGCAGCAGCAGUGGCCCUACAUCUACUGGAGGCUCCUCACCCGCAUCAAAAGGCAGCAGCAGUGGUCCUACAACUACUGGAGGCUCCUCAUCCGCAUCAAAAGGCAGCAGCAGUGGCCCUACAUCUACUGGAGGCUCCUCAUCCGCAUCAAAAGGCAGCUGCAGUGGCCCUACAUAUACUGGAGGCUCCUCACCCGCAUCAAAAGGCAGCAGCAGUGGCCCUACAUCUACUGGAGGCUCCUCAUCUGCAUCAAAAGGCAGCAGCAGUGGCCCUACACCUACUGGAGGCUCCUCAUCUGCUUCAAAGGGCAGCAGCAGUGGCCCUACAACUACUGGAGGCUCCUCAUCCGCAUCAAAAGGUAGCAGCAGUGGCCCUACAUCUACUGGAGGCUCCUCGCCGGCAUCAAAAGGCAGCAAAGGUGGUCCUACAACUACUGGAGGCUCCUCAUCCGCAUCAAAAGGCAGCAGCAGUGGCCCUACAUCUACUGGAGGCUCCUCAUCCGCAUCAAAAGGCAGCAGCAGUGGCCCUACAUCUACUGGAGGCUCCUCACCCGCAUUAAAAGGCAGCAGCGGUGGUCCUACAACUACUGGAGGCUCCUCAUCCGCAUCAAAAGGCAGCAGCAGUGGCCCUACAUCUACUGGAGGCUCCUCAUCCGCAUCAAAAGUCAGCAGCAGUGGCCCUACAUCUACUGGAGGCUCCUCACCCGCAUCAAAAGGCAGCAGCGGUGGUCCUACAACUACUGUGGGCUCCUCAUCCGCAUCAAAAGGCAGCAGCAGUGGCACUACAUCUACUGGAGGCUCCUCAUCCGCAUCAAAAGGCAGCAGCAGUGGCCCUACAUCUACUGGAGGCUCCUCAUCCGCAUCAAAAGGCAGCAGCAGUGGCCCUACAUCUACCGGAGGCUCCUCAUUUGCAUCAAAAGGCAGCAGCAGUGGCCCUACAUCUACUGGAGGCUCCUCAUCCGCAUCAAAAGGCAGCAGCAGUGGCCCUACAUCUACUGGAGGCUCCUCAUCCGCAUCAAAAAACAGCAGCGGUGGUCCUACAACUACUGUGGGCUCCUCAUCCGCAUUAAAAGGCAGCAGCAGUGGCACUACAUCUACUGGAGGCUCCUCAUCCGCAUCAAAAGGCAGCAGCAGUGGCCCUACAUCUACUGGAGGCUCCUCACCCGUAUCAAAAGGCAGCAGCAGUGGCCCUACAUCUACUGGAGGCUCCUCAUCAGCAUCAAAAGGCAGCAGCAGUGGCCCUACAUCUACUGGAGGCGCCUCUUCCGUGUCAAAAGGCAGCAGCAGUGGCCCUACAUCUACUGGAUGCUCCUCACCCGCAUCAAAAGGCAGCAGCAGUGGCCCUACAUCUACCAGAGGCUCCUCAUCCGCAUCAAAAGGCAGCAGCAGUGGCCCUACAUCUACUGGAGGCUCCUCAUCCGCAUCAAAAGGCAGCAGCAGUGGCCCUACAUCUACUGGAGGCUCCUCACCCGCUUCAAAAGUCAGCAGCAGUGGCCCUACAUCUACUGGAGGCUCCUCAUCCGCAUCAAAAGGCAGCAGCAGUGGCCCUACAUCUACUGGAGGCUCCUCAUCCGCAUCAAAAGGCAGCAGCAGUGGCCCUACAUCUACUGGAUGCUCCUCAUCCGCAACAAAAGGCAGCAGCAGUGGCCCUACAUCUACUGGAGGCUCAUCAUACGCAUCAAAAGGCAGCAGCAGUGGCCCUACAUCUACUGGAGGCUCCUCACCCGCAUCAAAAGGCAGCAGCAGUGGCCCUACAUCUACUGGAGGCUCCUCAUCCGCAUCAAAAGUCAGCAGCAGUGGCCCUACAUCUACUGGAGGCUCCUCACUCGCAUCAAAAGGCAGCAGCGGUGGUCCUACAAAUACUGUGGGCUCCUCAUCCGCAUCAAAAGGCAGCAGCAGUGGCACUACAUCUACUGGAGGCUCCUCAUCCGCAUCAAAAGGCAGCAGCAGUGGCCCUACAUUUACUGGAGCAUCAAAAGGCAGCAGCAGUGGCCUUACAUCUACUGGAGGCUCCUCGUCCUCCUCACUCGCAUCAAAAGGCAGCAGCAGUGGCCCUACAUCUUUUGGAGGCUCCUCAUCCCCAUCAAAAGGCAGCAGCAGUGGCCUUACAUCUACUGGAGGCUCCUCAACCGCAUCAAAAGGCAUCAGCAGUGGUCCUACAACUACUGGAGGCUCCUCAUCCGCAUCAAAAGGCAGCAGCAGUGGCCCCACAUCUACUGGAGGCUCCUCAUCCGCAUCAAAAGGCAGCAGCAGUAGCCCUACAUCUACAGGAGGCUCCUCACCCGCAUCAAAAGGCAGCAGCAGUGGCCCUACAUCUACUGGAGGCUCCUCAUCCGCAUCAAAAGGCAGCAGCAGUGGCCCUACAUCUACUGGAGGCUCCUCAUCUGCAUCAAAAGGGAGCAGCAGUGGCCUUACAUCUACUGGAGGCUCCUCGUCCGCAUCAAAAGGCAGCAGCAGUGGUCCUAAAUCUACUGGAGGCUCCUCAUUCGCACCAAAAGGCAGCAGCAGUGAUCCUAAAUCUACUGGAGGUCACUCAUCUACUGGAGGCUCAUCAUUCGCAUCAACAGGCGGCAACAGUGGUCCUACAUCUACUGGAGGCUCAUUGUCCGCAUCAACCGGUGGCAGCAACGGUCCUACACCUUCUGGAGGCUCCUUAUCCGCAUCAAAAAGCAGCAGCAGUGGUUCUACAUCUACUGGAGGCUCAUCAUCCGCAUCAACAGGCGGCGGCAGUGGCCCUACAUCUACUGGAGGCUCAUUGUCCGCAUCAACCGGUAACAGCAGUGUUUCUGCAUCAACUGGAGGCUCAUCAUCCGCAUCAACUGGCGGCAGCAGUGGUCCUUCAUCUACUGGUGGCUCAUCAUCCGCAUCAACCAGUGGCAGCAGUGAUCCUACAUCUAAUGGAGGCUCAUUGUCCGCAUCAACCGGUUGCAGCAGUGUAUCUGCAUCUACUGGAGUCUCAUCAUCCCUAUCAACCGUCGGCAGCAAUGGUCCUUCAUCUACUGGAGGCGCAUCAUUCGCUUCAACAGGCGGCAGCAGUGGUCCUACAUCUACUGGAGUCUCAUUGUCCGCAUCAACCGGUCGUAGCAGUAGUCCUACAUCUACUGGAGGCUCCUCAUCCGCAUCGAAAGGCAGCCGCAGUGGUCCUACGUCUACCGGAGGCUCAUCAUCCGUAUCAACCGGCAGCAGCACUGGGCAUAUAUCUACUGGAAGCUCCUCAUCCGCAUCAAAAGGCAUCAGCAGUGGUUCUACAUCUACUGGAGGCUCAUCAUCGGGAUCAACAGGCGGCGGCAGUGGUCCUACUUCUACUGGAGGCUCAUUGUCCGCAUCAACCGGUGGUAGCAGUGGUCCUACAUCUACUGGAGGCUCAUUGUCCGCAUCGACCGGUGGCAGCAGUGUUUCUGCAUCUACUGGAGGCCCAUCGUCCGCAUCAAAAGGCAGCAGCAGUGUUUCUGCAUCAACUGGAGGCUCAUCAUUCGCAUCAACAGGCGGCAGCAGUGGACCUACAUCUAUUGGAGGCUCAUUGUCCGCCUCCACCGGUGGCAGCAGUGGUCCUACAUCUACUGGAGGCUCCUCAUCCGCAUCAAAAGGCCGCAGCAGCGGUCCUACGUCUACUGGAGGCUCAUUGUCCGUAUCAACCGGUGGCAGUAGUGUUUCUGCAUCUACUGGAGGCCCAUCGUCCGCAUCAAAAGGCAGCAGCAGUGUUUAUGCAUCAACUGGAAGCUCAUCAUUCGCAUCAACAGGCGGUAGCAGUGGUCUUACAUCUACUGGAGGCUCAUUGUCAGCAUCAGCCGCUGGCAGCAGUGUUUCUACAUCUACUGGAGGCCCAUCGUCCGCAUCAAAAGGCAGCAACAGUGUUUCUGCAUCAACUGGAGGCUCAUCAUUCGCAUCGACAGGCGGCAGCAGUGGUCUUACUUCUAUUGGAGGCUCCUUGUCUGCAUCAACCGGUGGCAGCAGUGGUUCUACAUCUACUGGAGGCUCAUUGUCCGCAUCAACUGGUGGCAGCAGUGUUUCUGCAUCUACUGGAGGCUCCUCAACCGCAUCAAAAGGCCGCAGCAGUGGUCCUACGUCUACUGGAGGCUCAUUGUCCGCAUCAACCGUUGGCAGCAGUGUUUCUGCAUCUACUGUAGGCCCAUCGUCCGCAUCAAAAGGCAGCAGCAGUGUUUCUGCAUCAAUUGGAGGCUCAUCAUUCGCAUCAACAGGCGGUAGCAGUGGUCUUACAUCUACUGGAGGCUCAUUGUCCGCACCAACCGCUGGCAGCAGUGUUUCUGCAUCUACUGGAGGCCCAUCGUCAGCAUCGAAAGGCAGCAGCAACGUUUCUGCAUCAACUGGAGGCUCAUCAUUCGCAUCAACAGGCGGCGGCAGUGGUCUCACAUCUAUUGGAGGCUCCUUGUCCGCAUCAACCAGUGGCAGCAGUGGCCCUACAUCUACUGGUGGCUCAUCAUCCGCAUCAACCGGCAGCAGCAGUGUUUCUGCAUCAAUUGGAGGCUCAUCAUUCGCAUCAACAGGCGGUAGCAGUGGUCUUACAUCUACUGGAGGCUCAUUGACCGCAUCAACCGGUGGCAGCAAUGUUUCUGCAUCUACUGGAGGCCCAUCGUCCGCAUCAAAAGAUAGCAGCAGUGUUUCUGCAUCAACUGGAGGCUCAUCAUUUGCAUCAACAGGCAACAGCAGUGGUCUUACAUCUACUGGAGGCUCAAUGUCCGCAUCAACCGGUGGCAGCAGUGGUUCUACAUCUACUGGAGGCUCAUCAUCCGCAUCAACUGGCGGCAGCAUUGGUCCUACAUCUACUGGAGAUUCAUUGUCCGCAUCAACCGGUGGCAGCAGUGUUUCUGCAUUUACUGGAGGCCCAUCGUCCACAUCAAAAGGCAGGAGCAGUGUUUCUGCAUCAACUGGAGGCUCAUCAUUCGCAUCAACAGGCGGCAGCAGUAGUCUUACAUCUACUGGAGGCUCAAUGUCCGCAUCAACCGGUGGCAGCAGUGGUCCUACAUCUACUGGAUGCUCAUCAUCCGCAUCAACAGGCGGCGGCAGUGGUCAUAUAUCUACUGGAGGCUCAUCAUCCGCAUCAACCGGCGGCAGUAUUGGUCGUACAUCUACUGGAGGCUCAUUGUCCGCAUCAACCGGUGGCCGCAGUGGUCCUACAACUACUGGAGGCUUCUCAUCCGCAUCAAAAAGCAGCAGCAGUGGUUCUAUAUCUACUGGAGGCUCAUCAUCCGGAUCAACUGGCGGCAGCAGUGGUCCUACAUCUACUGGAGGUUCAUUGUCCGCAUCAACCGGUGGCAGCAGUGUUUCUGCAUUUACUGGAGGCCCAUCGUCCACAUCAAAAGGCAGCAGCAGUGUUUCUGCAUCAACUGGAGGCUCAUCAUUCGCAUCAACAGGAGGCAGCAGUAGUCCUACAUCUACUGGAGGCUCAAUGUCCGCAUCAACCGGUGGCAGCAGUGGUCCUACAUCUACUGGAGGCUCAUCAUACGCAUCAACAGGCGGCGGCAGUGGUCCUACAUCUACUGGAGGCUCAUUGUCCGCAUCAAAAGGAAGCAACAGUGGUCCUAAAUCUACCGGGGGCUCUUCAUCCGUAUCAACUGGCAGUAGCACUGGGCCUACAUCUACUGGAGGCUCCCCAACCGUAUCAAAAGGCAGCAGCAGUAGUCCUACAUCUACUGGAGGCUCAUCAUCCGCAUCAAAAGGCGGCAGCAGUCGUCCUAACUCUACCAGGGGCUCAUCAGCCGCAUCAGCAGGCAGCAGCAUUGUUUCUACUUCUACCGGUGGCAGCAGUGUUUCUGUAUCUACUGGAGGUUCAUCAUCCACAUCAACUAACGGCAGCAGUGGUCCUACAUCUACUGGUGGCUCAUCAUCUGCAUCAAUCAGUGGCAGCGGUGGUCAUACAUCUACUGGAGGCCCAUCGUCCGCAUCAAAAGGCAGCAGCAGUGCUUCUGCAUCUACUGGAGGCUCAUCAUUCGCAUCAACAGGCGGCAGCAGUGGUCCUACAUCUACCACGGGCUCAUCAGCCGCAUCAGCAGGCAGCAGCAUUGUUUCUACAUCUACUGAGAGCUCAUCAUCCGAAUCAACAGGUAUCAGCAGUAGUCCUUCAUCUACUGUAGUCUUCUCAUCUGCAUCAAUCAGUGGCGUUAGUGGUAUUAUAUCUAUUGGAGGCUCAUCGUCCGCAUCAACAGGCAGCAGCAGUAUUUCUACAUCUACUGGGAGAUCAUCAUACGCAUCAACCGACGCCAGCAGUGGUCCUACACCUACCGGAGGCUACUCAUCUGCAUCAAUCAGUGGCAGCAGCGGUCCUACAUCUACUAGAGGCUCAUCAUCCACAUCAACUGGCGGCAUCAGUGGUCCCACAUCUGCUGGAGGCUCAUCUUCCGGAUCAACCGGCAGCAGCAGUGGUCCAAAAUUUACUGGAGGCUCGUCUUCCGCAUCAACCGGCGGCAGCAGUGGUCCAACAUCUAACGGGGGCUCAACAUCUGUAUCAACCAGCGCCAGCAGUGUUUCUACAUCUACUGGAGGCUCAUCAUUCGCUUCAACCGGUGGCAGCAGUGGUCCUACAACUACUGGAGGCUUCUCAUCUGCAUCAAAAAGCAGCAGCAGUGGUUCUAGAUCUACUGGAGGCUCAUCAUCCGGAUCAACUGGCGGCAGCAGUGGUCCUACAUUUACUGGAGGCCCAUCGUCCGCAUCAAAAGGCAGCAGCAGUGUUUCUGCAUCAACUGGAGGCUCAUCAUUCGCAUCAACAGGCGGCAGCAGGGGUCCUACAUCUACUGGAGGCUCCUCAUAUGCAAUUAUUAGUGGCAGCAGUGGUCUUACAUCUACUGGAAGCUCAUCGUCCGCAUCAACCGGCAGCAGCAGUGGUCCAAAAUUUACUGGAGGCUCGUCUUCGGCAUCAACCGGCGGCAGCAGUGGUCCUACAUCUACUGGAGGCUCAACAUCCUCAUCAACAGGCAUCAGCAGUGGUCCUACAUCUACUAGAGGCUCAUCAUCCACAUCAACAGGCGGCAUCAGUGGUCCAAAAUUUACUGGAGGCUCGUCUUCCGCAUCAACCGGCGGCAGCAGUGGUCCAACAUCUAACGGGGGCUCAACAUCUGUAUCAACCGGCGCCAGCAGUGUUUCUACAUCUACUGGAGGCUCAUCAUUCGCAUCAACCGGUGGCAGCAGUGGUCCUACAACUACUGGAGGCUUCUCAUCCGCAUCAAAAAGCAGCAGCAGUGGUUCUACAUCUACUGGAGGCUCAUCAUCCGGAUCAACUGGCGGCAGCAGUGGUCCUACAUUUACUGGAGGCCCAUCGUCCGCAUCAAAAGGCAGCAGCAGUGUUUCUGCAUCAACUGGAGGCUCAUCAUUCGCAUCAACAGGCGGCAGCAGGGGUCCUACAUCUACUGGAGGCUCCUCAUAUGCAAUUAUUAGUGGCAGCAGUGGUCUUACAUCUACUGGAAGCUCAUCGUCCGCAUCAACCGGCAGCAGCAGUGGUCCAAAAUUUACUGGAGGCUCGUCUUCCGCAUCAACUGGCGGCAGCAGUGGUCCUACAUCUACUGGAGGCUCAACAUCCACAUCAACAGGCGGCAUCAGUGGUCCUACAUCUGCUGGAGGCUCAUCUUCCGCAUCAACUGGCAGCAGCAGUGGUCCAAAAUUUACUGGAGGCUCGUCUUCCGCAUCAACCGGCGGCAGCAGUGGUCCAACAUCUAACGGGGGCUCAACAUCUGUAUCAACCGGCGCCAGCAGUGUUUCUACAUCUACUGGAGGCUCAUCAUUCGCAUCAACCGGUGGCAGCAGUGGUCCUACAACUACUGGAGGCUUCUCAUCCGCAUCAAAAAGCAGCAGCAGUGGUUCUACAUCUACUGGAGGCUCAUCAUCCGAAUCAACUGGCGGCAGCAGUGGUCCUACAUUUACUGGAGGCCCAUCGUCCGCAUCAACAGGCAUCAGCAGUGGUCCUACAUCUACUAGAGGCUCAUCAUCCACAUCAACAGGCGGCAUCAGUGGUCCUACAUCUGCUGGAGGCUCAUCUUCCGCAUCAACCGGCAGCAGCAGUGGUCCAAAAUUUACUGGAGGCUCGUCUUCCGCAUCAACCGGCGGCAGCAGUGGUCCAACAUCUAACGGGGGCUCAACAUCUGUAUCAACCGGCGCCAGCAGUGUUUCUACAUCUACUGGAGGCUCAUCAUUCGCAUCAACCGGUGGCAGCAGUGGUCCUACAACUACUGGAGGCUUCUCAUCCGCAUCAAAAAGCAGCAGCAGUGGUUCUACAUCUACUGGAGGCUCAUCAUCCGGAUCAACUGGCGGCAGCAGUGGUCCUACAUUUACUGGAGGCCCAUCGUCCGCAUCAAAAGGCAGCAGCAGUGUUUCUGCAUCAACUGGAGGCUCAUCAUUCGCAUCAACAGGCGGCAGCAGGGGUCCUACAUCUACUGGAGGCUCCUCAUAUGCAAUUAUUAGUGGCAGCAGUGGUCUUACAUCUACUGGAAGCUCAUCGUCCGCAUCAACCGGCAGCAGCAGUGGUCCAAAAUUUACUGGAGGCUCGUCUUCCGCAUCAACCGGCGGCAGCAGUGGUCCAACAUCUAACAGGGGCUCAACAUCUGUUUCAACCGGCGCCAGCAAUGGUCAUACGUCUACUGGAGGCUCCUCGACUGCAUCCAACAGUGGCAGAGGUGGCCCUACAUCUGAUGGAGGCUCCAGAAGCAGCAGUAUUUCAACAACAACUGGAGGCUCAUCACUACCGUCAACAGUCGGAACCAGUAGUCCAUUGUUGACUGGAGGCACAUCAACUGCAUCAAUCGGCGGAAGCAGUGUUUCAUCAUCUACUGAAGCCUCAUCAUCUGUAUCGAUUCGCGGCAGCAAUAGUCCAACAAGAAAAAAAACAAGUGCAGUUAGAUCAUCUGCGAUCACUGGCUCAUCAACUGCAACUGAUUCUCAUCAUCAUAAGCAUAACUCAACAACUACUUUUACGAACAGUACUUCGUUUAAAUCGACCACUAUAAAUAUGAGGUCAACAGGGAGGAACUGCAGCACGACAAUUGCAUCUAGUACCACGUCCGCAACAAGCGGUGGCAGCAGUAGUCCUGCAUCUACUGGAGGCUCGUCUUUCGUCUCAACCGGCGCCAGCAGUGGUCCAACAUCUGGUGGAGGCUCCUCUUUCGCAUCAACCGACGGUAGCAGUGGUCCUACAUCUACUGGACGCUCAUCAUACCCAUCAACCGGCGGCAGCAGUGGUCCUACAUCUACUGGAGGCUCAUCCUAUGUAUCAACCGGCGGCAGCAUUAGUCCUACAUCCAUUGGAGGCUCAUCAACCGCAUCAACUGGCGGCGGCACUGGUCCUACAUCUACUGGAGGCUCGGCGUCGGCAUCAAUCGACGGCAGCAGUGGUCCUACAUUUACUGGAAGUUCAUCGUCCGCAUCAAACGUUGGCAGCAGUGGAUAUACAUAUGCUGGAUUCUCAUCAACCACGUCAACCGGCGGCAGCAGUGGUUCUACAUCUAAAGGAGGCUCAUCAUUCGUAUCAACCGGCGCCAGCAGUGGGCGUACAUCUAGUGGAGGCUCAUCAUUCGCAUCAACCGGCCGAAACAGUGGUCCUACAUCUACUGGAGUCUCAUCGUCCGAAUCAACCGGCGGCAGCAGCGGUCCUACAUCUAGUGGAAGUUCAUCGUCCGCUUCAAACAUUGGCAGCAAAGGAUACACAUCUGUUGGAGUCUCAUCAUCAGCAUCAACCGGCGGAAGCAGUGGUCCUACAUCUAAAGGAAUCUCAUCAUCCGUAUCAACCGGCGCCAGCAGUGGUCGUACAUCAUCUACUGGAGACUCGUCAUCCUCAUCAACCGGCAGCAGCAGUGGUCUUACAUCCUCUGGAUUCUCAUCGUUCGCAGCAACCGGCGGGAGCAGUGGUCAUAUAUCUACUGGAGGCUCAUCAUCCGCAUCAAACGUCAGCAGCAAUAGUCCUACAUCUACUGGAGGCUCCCCAUCCGCAUCAACCGGCGCCAGCAUUGGUCCUACAUCUAGAGGAGGCUCCUCAAUCGCGUCAACCAGCGGCAGCAGUCGUCCUACAUCUACCGGUGGCUUAUCUUCCGCAUCAACCGGCGGCAGCAGUGGUCCAACUUCUACCGGGGGUUCCUCAUUGGUAUCAACCAGCGCCAGCAGUGGCCCUACAUCUACAGGAGGCUCAUCAACCUCAUCAACAGGCAACAGCAGUGUUUCUACAUCUACUGGAGGCUCAUCAUUCGCAUCAACAGGCGGCAGCAGUGGUCCUACAUCUACUGGAGGCUCAUCGUUCGCAUCAACCGGCAGCAGCAGUAGUCCAAAAGUUACUGGAGGCUCGUCUUCCGCAUCAACCGGCGCCAGCAGUGGUCCAACAUCUAACGCUGGCUCAUCAUCUGUAUCAACCGACGCCAGCAAGGGCACUACAUCUACUGGAGGCUCCUCGACUGCAUCCAACAGUGGCAGAGGUGGUCCUACAUCUGCUGGAGGCUCCAGAAGCAGCAGUGUUCCAACAACUACUGUAGGCUCAUCACUACCGUCAACAGGUGGAACCAGUAGUCCAUUGUUGACUGGAGGUACAUCAACUGCAUCAGCUGGCAGAAGCAGUGUUGCAUCAUCUACUGGUGUCUCAUCAUCUGUAUCGAUUGGCGGCAGCAAUAUUCCAACAGUAACAAAAACAAAUGCAGUUAGAUCAACUGCCACCACUGGCUCAUCAACUGCAACUGAUUCUCAUCAUCAUAAGCAUAAUUCAACGACUAUCUUUACGAACAGUACUGGAGGCUCCCCAAUCGCAUCAACCGGCGGCAGCAGUGGUCCUUCAUCUAGUGGAGGCUCCUCAUUUGCGUCAACUGGCGGCAGCAGUAGUCCUACAUCUAGUGGAGGCUCCUCAAUCGCGUCAACCGGCGGCAGCAAUGGUCCUAUAUCUACUGGCAGCUCAACAGCCGCAUCAACCGGCGGCAGCAGUGGGCCUACACCUAGUAGAGGCUCCUCGCCCGCAUCAACCGGUGGCAGCAGUGGUCUUUCAUCUAGUAGAGGCUCCUCAUUCGCGUCAACCGGCGGCAGCGAAGGUCCUACAUCUACUGGAGGCUCCUCAUCCGCAUCUUCCGGUGGCAGCAGUGGUCUUUCAUCUACCGGUGGCUUAUCUUCCGCAUCAACCGGCGGCAGCAGUGGUCCAACUUCUACCGGGGGUUCCUCAUUGGUAUCAACCAGCGCCAGCAGUGGCCCUACAUCUACAGGAGGCUCAUCAACCUCAUCAACAGGCAACAGCAGUGUUUCUACAUCUACUGGAGGCUCAUCAUUCGCAUCAACAGGCGGCAGCAGUGGUCCUACAUCUACUGGAGGCUCAUCGUUCGCAUCAACCGGCAGCAGCAGUAGUCCAAAAGUUACUGGAGGCUCGUCUUCCGCAUCAACCGGCGCCAGCAUUGGUCCUACAUCUAGAGGAGGCUCCUCAAUCGCGUCAACCAGCGGCAGCAGUCGUCCUACAUCUACCGGUGGCUUAUCUUCCGCAUCAACCGGCGGCAGCAGUGGUCCAACUUCUACCGGGGGUUCCUCAUUGGUAUCAACCAGCGCCAGCAGUGGCCCUACAUCUACAGGAGGCUCAUCAACCUCAUCAACAGGCAACAUCAGUGUUUCUACAUCUACUGGAGGCUCAUCAUUCGCAUCAACAGGCGGCAGCAGUGGUCCUACAUCUACUGGAGGCUCAUCGUUCGCAUCAACCGGCAGCAGCAGUAGUCCAAAAGUUACUGGAGGCUCGUCUUCCGCAUCAACCGGCGCCAGCAGUGGUCCAACAUCUAACGCUGGCUCAUCAUCUGUAUCAACCGACGCCAGCAAGGGCACUACAUCUACUGGAGGCUCCUCGACUGCAUCCAACAGUGGCAGAGGUGGUCCUACAUCUGCUGGAGGCUCCAGAAGCAGCAGUGUUCCAACAACUACUGUAGGCUCAUCACUACCGUCAACAGGUGGAACCAGUAGUCCAUUGUUGACUGGAGGUACAUCAACUGCAUCAGCUGGCAGAAGCAGUGUUGCAUCAUCUACUGGUGUCUCAUCAUCUGUAUCGAUUGGCGGCAGCAAUAUUCCAACAGUAACAAAAACAAAUGCAGUUAGAUCAACUGCCACCACUGGCUCAUCAACUGCAACUGAUUCUCAUCAUCAUAAGCAUAAUUCAACGACUAUCUUUACGAACAGUACUGGAAGCUCCCCAAUCGCAUCAACCGGCGGUAGCAGUGGUCCUUCAUCUAGUGGAGGCUCCUCAUUUGCGUCAACUGGCGGCAGCAGUAGUCCUACAUCUAGUGGAGGCUCCUCAAUCGCGUCAACCGGCGGCAGCAAUGGUCCUAUAUCUACUGGCAGCUCAACAGCCGCAUCAACCGGCGGCAGCAGUGGGCCUACACCUAGUAGAGGCUCCUCGCCCGCAUCAACCGGUGGCAGCAGUGGUCUUUCAUCUAGUAGAGGCUCCUCAUUCGCGUCAACCGGCGGCAGCAAAGGUCCUACAUCUACUGGAGGCUCCUCAUCCGCAUCUUCCGGUGGCAGCAGUGGUCUUUCAUCUAGUGGAGGCUCCUCAGUCGCGUCAACCGGCGGCAGCAGUGGUCCUACAUCCAGUGGAGGCUCCUCAUUCGCGUCAACCGGCGGCAGCAGUGGUCCUACAACUACUGGAGGCUCCUCAUCCGCAUCAACCGGUGGCAGCAGUGGUCUUUCAUCUAGUGGUGGAGGCUCCUCAGUCGCGUCAACCGGCGGCAGCAGUGGUCCUACAUCCAGUGGAGGCUCCUCAUUCGCGUCAACCGGCGGCAGCAGUGGUCCUACAACUACUGGAGGCUCCUCAUUCGCGUCAAGCGGCGGUAGCAAAGGUCCUACAUCUACUGGAGGCUCCUCAUCCGCAUCAACCGGUGGCAGCAGUGGUCCUAUAUAUAGUGGAGGUUCCUCAUUCGCGUCAACCGGCGGCAGCAGUGGUCCUACAUCUAGUGGAGGCUCCUCAUCCGCAUCAACCGGUGGCAGCAGUGGUCUUUCAUCUAGUGGAGGCUCCUCAGUCGCGUCAACCGGCGGCAGCAGUGGUCCUACAUCCAGUGGAGGCUCCUCAUUCGCGUCAACCGGCGGCAGCAGUGGUCCUACAACUACUGGAGGCUCCUCAUUCGCGUCAAGCGGCGGUAGCAAAGGUCCUACAUCUACUGGAGGCUCCUCAUCCGCAUCAACCGGUGGCAGCAGUGGUCCUAUAUAUAGUGGAGGUUCCUCAUUCGCGUCAACCGGCGGCAGCAGUGGUCCUACAUCUAGUGGAGGCUCCUCAUCCGCAUCAACCGGUGGCAGCAGUGGUCUUUCAUCUAGUGGAGGCUCCUCAGUCGCGUCAACCGGCGGCAGCAGUGGUCCUACAUCCAGUGGAGGCUCCUCAUAUCGCGUCAACCGGCGGCAGCAGUGGUCCUACAACUACUGGAGGCUCCUCAUUCGCGUCAAGCGGCGUGGAGGUUCCUCAUUCGCGUCAACCGGCGGCAGCAGUGGUCCUACAUCUAGUGGAGGCUCCUCAGUUGCGUCAACCGGCGGCAGCAGCGGACCUACAUCUAGUGGAGGCUCCUCAUUCGCGUCAACCGGCGCCAGCAGUGGUCUUACAUCUACUGGAGGCUCCUCAUUCGCAUCAACCGGCGGCAGCAGUGAUCUUUCAUCUAGUGGAGGCUCCUCAAUCGCGUCAACUGGCGGCAGCAAAGGUCCUACAUCUACUGGCGGCUCAACAGCCGCAUCAACCGGCGGCAGCAUUGGUUCUACAUCUAGUGGAGGCUCCUCAUUCGCGUCAACCGGUGGAAGCAGUGGUUCUACAUCUACUGGAGACUCCUCAGCCGCAUCAACCGGCGGCAGCAUUGGUCCUCAAUCUAGUGGAGGCUCCUCAUUCGCGUCAACGGCCGGUAGCAGUGGUCCUACAUCUAGUGGAGGCUCCUCAUUCGCGUCAACCGGCGGCAGCAAAGGCCCUACAUCUACUGGAGGCUCAUCAUCCGCAUCAACCGCUGGCAGCAGUGGUCCUUCAUCUAUUGGAGGCUCCUCAUUCGCGUCAACCGGCGGCAGCAGUGGUCCUAUAUCUAGUGGAGGCUCCUCAGUCGCGUCAACAGGCGGCAGCAGUGGUCCUACAACUAGUGGAGGCUCCUCAUUCGCGUCAACCGGCGGCAGCAGUGGUCCUACAUCUAGUGGAGGCUCUUCAUUUGCGUCAACCGGCGGCAGCAGUGGUCCUACAUCUAGUGGAGGCUCCUCAGUCGCGUCAACCGGCGGCAGCAGUGGUCCUACAUCCAGUGUAGGCUCCUCAUUCGCGUCAACCGGCGGCAGCAGUGGUCCUUCAUCUAGUGGAGGCUCCUCAAUCGCGUCAACUGGCGGCAGCAAAGGUCCUACAUCUACUGGCGGCUCAACAGCCGCAUCAACCGGCGGCAGCAUUGGUUCUACAUCUAGUGGAGGCUCCUCAUUCGCGUCAACCGGUGGAAGCAGUGGUUCUACAUCUACUGGAGACUCCUCAGCCGCAUCAACCGGCGGCAGCAUUGGUCCUCAAUCUAGUGGAGGCUCCUCAUUCGCGUCAACGGCCGGUAGCAGUGGUCCUACAUCUAGUGGAGGCUCCUCAUUCGCGUCAACCGGCGGCAGCAAAGGCCCUACAUCUACUGGAGGCUCAUCAUCCGCAUCAACCGCUGGCAGCAUGGAGGCUCCUCAGUCGCGUCAACAGGCGGCAGCAGUGGUCCUACAACUAGUGGAGGCUCCUCAUUCGCGUCAACCCGGCGGCAGCAGUGGUCCUACAUCUAGUGGAGGCUCCUCAUUUGCGUCAACCGGCGGCAGCAGUGGUCCUACAUCUAGUGGAGGCUCCUCAACCUCGUCAACCGGCGGCAGCAGUGUUUCUACAUCUAGUGGAGGCUCCUCAUUCGCGCCAACCGGCGGCAGCAGUGGUCGUACAUCUAGUGGAGUCUCCUCAUUCGCAUCAACCGGCGUCAGCAGUGGUCCUACAUCUACUGGAGGCUCCUCAUCCGAUUCAACCGGCGGCAGCAAUGGUCCUACAUCUAGUGGAGGCUCCUCAUUCGCGUCAACCGGGGGCAGCAGUGGUCCUACAUCUACUGGAGGCUCCUCAUCCGCUUCAACCGGCGGAAGCAGUGGUCCUACAUCUAGUGGAAGCUCCUCAUUUGCGUCAACCCGGCGGCAGCAGCAGUCCUACAUCUAG
This is a messenger RNA of Symsagittifera roscoffensis, 17421 nucleotides long. Its product is annotated as pneumococcal serine-rich repeat protein-like. The record is from RefSeq and is a predicted model, not a curated record. The transcript is spliced from 16 exons. NCBI's taxonomy places the organism in Eukaryota, Metazoa, Xenacoelomorpha, Acoela, Convolutidae. Bases 1 to 17421 code for a protein of 5806 amino acids.